AUACAAACAUGGAUUGGUAGCAGAACAAGAGCAGAGAGCUUCACAACAUGGAAACUCUGUUUUGUCUAGGAAUUCCACCUCUCCAUCUUAAGAGAGCUUCCCCUUUUUGUACAGAAAGAAGCCCAACUCUCCUCUUCACUCAAAGAACAUUGAAACUACAAGCAGAAGCCAAAGGUUUUGGUGGAGACUCAGUUACUGUGUCCGAGAACAAGAGAAGCCAAAGAGAUAAUAAUGGUGAAGAUGAUGAGAAUGAUACGAUCCCAGAGGUUAUAUUUGAGAGAAUGAUGGUUCGAAUCUUGUUCUUCGUGGGCUCUCCCAUGGGAAUUGGUCUAGCAAUGUUGCAGGUAUUUGAUAAACUCAAGGAACAAGAAGUGUGGGAUGUACCACUUUGGCUUCCUUUCUUGAUGGCAUCACUUGCCUUUGGAACAUCUGGGGUUGGCCUUGCUUAUGGCACUCUAUCCACUAGUUGGGAUCCAGAGAAGAAGGGUUCACUUCUUGGGUGGAUAGAAGCUCAACAGAACUGGCCUGAGCUAUGGAAGGAGGAAAAGGAAAACAAAAAAUGA
This is a messenger RNA of Telopea speciosissima, 563 nucleotides long. RefSeq lists its product as uncharacterized. The record is from RefSeq and is a predicted model, not a curated record. NCBI's taxonomy places the organism in Eukaryota, Viridiplantae, Streptophyta, Magnoliopsida, Proteales, Proteaceae. Bases 48 to 563 code for a protein of 171 amino acids. The transcript is spliced from 2 exons.